AUGGCAACUCCAUCGACCAAACCUGGCGCAACGCCAACCCACCUCACCUCUUCUCCGCACCCAUCCUCUGCGCCUCUUCGGUCCUUCGCUCAUAAAUCGCCGUCAAUAAGAACGCCGACAUCCUCAGGGCCUGGUCAUGUACCCCAGGUCAGCGCCCCUGCGCAUCAGUAUGCAACACCUCUUGCCGUGACAAGCGCCGUCGACGACGCGGUCAAUUUCAGUUCACCGUCAGCACUUCUCGCCCUUGGUGGCUUCACUGGUAUUAGUCCAUCACCAGCAGUUCAUGACAGCCUUGUCGGACCGGGAAUGAACGAGAAUGAUAUCCAGAAUCUGGGAAUGCAGGGUCUCAAGCUCAGCGGCGUUGGGCGCGAUAGCGACGAGGAACAGAAGCACCGAAUCCGGGAGGUGGUUCAGUGCCUUCGGGCGCGCGUUGCGGGAAGAGGUGUAUCCCGAGAAGGUAUCGAGCGACUGAGCCAGCUGGAGGGAUUUGAAUCGAUUUGGCAAGAUAAUGACAUUAACAUCGCCGGUAACUUCGUCGAUCUGGAGAUCGAAUUCUACGCCGGUCACGACGUUGUCAAAAAUGUUAGUCUGCGAUACGCGACCCCCGAGUACACGGAAGGUGAGCGACGAGAAGAAGCUACCGCGGUCCUGAAGCGGAACCUUGUGCAACCGCUCGAAGAUGUCGAGCACGGCAAAUGGAGGUCGCUCCAGGGGUUCCACGAGAAUUUACACUGGCUUGCAAAGCUCGACAAGCUCAGUCAAGAAGUCAACUGUUUCGAGGCAUUGGAAAACCUGGAGGAGAAUCUCAAGCGGAUCUGGGCCGAGGAAGGAAAGGACGGGAAAUACGGCGGUGAUUACGAACAUCUAUGUGCAGGUGUCAUUGGGCGCCCAAGCAUGCACAAAGGAUCUCGGAUCGGACUAGGUCUGGAAUAUUGGGUUGAGCAGGCCAAGGUCCUGGAUGCAAAGCAGCAGAAAAACUCCCCCGAUGCGAUGGCAAUUGACCCACCUCAAGACCAAACCGCAAAAGGAGUUGACGAGCAGCUGAAGAUAUGGACUGUGAUGCUCGAAUGUGAAGAAGGAUAUCCAUCCCUCCGCAUCUCUAAAGAAUGGGUGGGAAGCGAGGUAUUCGCACCCGGUCAGAACAGCGUGUCGGCCGCUUCAGGUGGUCCCACAGAAUCCGUGAACUGGCUUGACCCUCACCAGACCAUGCGGUUGUCUCAUGGCAAUCAUCCGGAUCCCAUGGCUCUGGAUUCUAGCAUGCUCGAAUCGUCACCUCCCAAUCGUCGUUUCGUUGCGAAGUUGGACCCUCCCCUUGACCUUCCAAUCCUUGCAGCCUCCGAAAUCUAUCGGCAUCUUGGGAUGCAGCUACCGCAAGAGUUCAAGAUGGUUACAUAUGAUGGGUUGCUGGUUUCAGACGGAUUACCCUUGGUAUCUACGCCGCAACCCGGCCGGAGAAAGCGCCGGAUGUCGGCGCAGGCCUUUGAUUCGAUGGGCACACCCUACACGAACCAGCACAGCUACACAUUCCAGGCAUUUGAGUCCGUUGCUGGCCGUACUAUCCGUGAUCUUCCAUUUUCGCACCCUCGACAACUCGCUGAUAUUCUCCCAGUUUUCCGUCAAUAUGCUUUGUUAGCGAGUUUGAUACGGAACAUCUUUAACCAGCCUGCCAAGGACACGGAUGACCAACAAGAGCCUUCAAAGGUGACACCGACCAGCUCAUCGGAUCCUGCGGGCCAAAAAUCAUGGGGCUUCCCUGCUCAAGAUGGUAUCAUUACUCUCAGCAACGAUGACCCUAACGAGGAGAAGUUGAAAGCCCUCCUUGGCGAUGGUUUCUCACGCGCGUUCUUGGUUUCCUCCAAUGCGUCUCCAUUCCCGGGCGAAGACUAUUUGGACGAUGUCAAGGUGGACGUGACGCUACGUACGCAACUCGGCCAAGCCCCGGCCUUGAUGCUGCUCAUCACAGACCCCGGCAACAACGCCGACAAGUCUCUGCGUGAGCCAGUACAUGUCUCAAUCUGUUUCGAGAUUGGCCUGAAUGGCCGCGUGUCCGUCGUCGACACUGCCGAGCUUCUGAAUGGUGGUGCGGAGGGCGGUGACGGCGGCGAUGCGGCGAUGCAAGGGACCAACGCCGCCGGGCCAGCGCUGCAGGAUAUCCACAAGAAGAUCGCCCGGGUUCUUGAGAUCUCACAGGACCUGAGGAUCCUGGUCGAGUGGGUCCUGCGCUGGCUGCGACAGCGGGCCGGCGGCGGGUGA
Penicillium canariense is the source of this 2253-nucleotide messenger RNA. RefSeq names its product RNA polymerase II mediator complex middle subunit MED1. The record is from RefSeq and is a predicted model, not a curated record. Lineage: Eukaryota; Fungi; Ascomycota; Eurotiomycetes; Eurotiales; Aspergillaceae. Gene Ontology annotation, cellular component: mediator complex. Bases 1 to 2253 code for a protein of 750 amino acids. Gene Ontology annotation, biological process: regulation of transcription by RNA polymerase II. The transcript has 2 exons. Gene Ontology annotation, molecular function: transcription coregulator activity.